ACUCUAGGAGGUCCUGGGGCGAUAGUACGCGGGCGGUGGGCUGCGCGACUUCUGCAGGACUAGAUUCCUGGUCCCGCCCCGCCGAGCCCCGCCCCUCCGCCGGCGGAGACUGCCGCGGGCGCAGCCACAGAUCCGCGGUCUCCCGGCCAGCCUGGGGCGGCCGGCCCGGAACCACCCGAUGAGUUAAGGGUCUGACUGCUACAGUUACCAAGGGGUCCCUUGAGAGGAACUCAGAUGUUUGUGCUUGACUGAGAAAACUGAAGCCAGAGGACGAGUCAGAGAUUUCUGCAGUGCUGGGCUACGGAGCUUGAUCAGCACUCCUGGUUCACGGCAGCAGGGGCUGGCACUCGUUCUGAUGUCCUGCUGCAGAAUUCCUGAUCUCUUCCCUUGAGGGAUGGUGAAGUUGGAGAGAGGCUCCUUUAACCCUCCUGCAGGAUGAACCCCCUGCCAGAAGACAUGGAGAAUACUCUCACGGGGAGUCAGAGCUCACACGCUUCUGUGCGCGACAUCCACUCCAUCAACCCCACGCAGCUCAUGGCCAGGAUCGAGUCCUAUGAAGGAAGGGAGAAGAAGGGCAUAUCUGAUGUCAGGAGGACUUUCUGUUUGUUUGUCACCUUUGACCUCUUAUUUGUAACAUUACUGUGGAUAAUAGAGUUAAAUGUGAAUGGAGGUAUUGAGAACACGUUAGAGAAAGAGGUGGUGCAGUAUGACUACUACUCUUCUUAUUUUGAUAUAUUUCUUUUGGCAGUUUUUCGAUUUAAAGUGUUAAUACUUGCAUAUGCAGUGUGCAGACUGCGCCAUUGGUGGGCCAUAGCGUUGACAACAGCAGUGACCAGUGCCUUUUUAUUAGCAAAAGUGAUCCUCUCAAAGCUUUUCUCACAAGGGGCUUUUGGCUAUGUGCUGCCCAUCAUUUCCUUCAUCCUUGCCUGGAUCGAGACAUGGUUCCUGGACUUCAAAGUGUUACCUCAAGAGGCAGAAGAAGAAAACAGACUCUUGAUAGUUCAGGAUGCCUCGGAGAGGGCGGCGCUGAUUCCUGGGGGUCUUUCUGAUGGUCAGUUUUAUUCUCCUCCUGAAUCUGAAGCAGGAUCUGAAAAUGAAGCUGAAGAAAAGCAGGACAGUGAAAAACCACUUUUAGAACUAUGAGUAAGACUUUUGUUAAAUGUGAAAAACCUUCAUUGAAAGUCACCAGAAAGAAAAAGGAACUGGAGAUGGGGUCUCCCUAUUGAAGGUUGAAAUGGUGACAUCCACUGCUGACAUUAUUGAACGGCUAGUAAAGCAUUUAUUUAUUGUAAUACCUCACAGACAUGGUACCAUACCCACGUCCAUUUAUGUCACCUGCCUGUGGCUGGUAAGAUAAUGUCGUGGUCCACCCUAUAUUCAGUGAGACUGGAUCUGACCUGUCAAUGAAUAGUUGCAGAAAGUCUUGUGCUGUGUUCCUAAUCAAAAAGACUUCUUAAUAUAUUGGAAUAACACUUUUUUAGUAUGUAAAAUAUCUUUUUAUUUUGAUUUGCAGAAUGGAAUUUUUUUGUCUCAUGUUUUGAAUUUCUUUUGUAUUUCUUUUUUAACUCCCUACAUUUCCCUUAUGUUUUUUAACUCAUGCACAUGCGCUAUUUGUACAAUUUUAAAAGGUAAUAAACUCCAACAUAUCAAAAUGA
Bubalus bubalis (water buffalo) is the source of this 1655-nucleotide messenger RNA. RefSeq names its product STARD3 N-terminal like (gene STARD3NL). Lineage: Eukaryota; Metazoa; Chordata; Mammalia; Artiodactyla; Bovidae. The coding region runs from base 436 to 1143 and encodes 235 amino acids. The transcript has 11 exons. The record is from RefSeq and is a predicted model, not a curated record.